Messenger RNA from Thunnus maccoyii (southern bluefin tuna), 2954 nucleotides. It is a transcript of the gene ccne2, whose product is annotated as cyclin E2. Bases 475 to 1662 code for a protein of 395 amino acids. The transcript is spliced from 12 exons. Gene Ontology annotation, cellular component: cytoplasm; cyclin E1-CDK2 complex; centrosome. Gene Ontology annotation, molecular function: cyclin-dependent protein serine/threonine kinase regulator activity. The record is from RefSeq and is a predicted model, not a curated record. Lineage: Eukaryota; Metazoa; Chordata; Actinopteri; Scombriformes; Scombridae. Gene Ontology annotation, biological process: G1/S transition of mitotic cell cycle; regulation of cyclin-dependent protein serine/threonine kinase activity.
AGCCGUUUUUGUGCCGCGAAAAAAAUGCAAAAAUCUCUGCAAAGUGAAGAAAUUACCGAGUGUUUCCGGUGUUAGUUAGUUUCUGUGCGUUUACCGAAUCGUUAAAGUUUAACCGGAACGUAUAGAAAGUCGUGUUUACAUCAAAAAACAUUCUUACGAUACGGUAUCCGUUAAAAAUGAAUGUAAGCUCCGGUUAAACUACGUGAAAACGCCGUUAAAUCGCGUCCUGACGCUUCUAAAAUACACUAAAACGAAGAUGAGAGUAUUUUAACACCAUUUAAACCGUUUUGUUGUGUUCGUUUCUGAAAUUAUCGGUUCAUAUUUAAACAUUUAGCGCGUUUCUGUUAACCGGGAACGGGCAUGCGCAGUGGGUAGCGGCAGGCAGAUGCGGAUAUAAGGAUUGGCGCCGGCGCCACAGCUGAUCCAUUCAUUCAUUCUUCACUGAGAAGCGGAGCCAUAAAUUCAGUCAACAUCAUGUCCAGACGCAGCGAUCGCAUCACACUGCAAGCCAGAGAUUCAAACACACCUGAGCCGACUGUGAGAGGCCCCCUGAGGAAAAGGAAGUCAGAGCCCUCCAAGAAGAAACUACAACCUGCCACCAAGAAACAAAGCUAUGAAAUACAGAAGUGUUGGUCGGAGGACGGAGCGAGUCCCUGCGUCCUCAUAGAAACUCCUCACAAAGAACUGGAGCCUGCAGACCCGUCGAGCUUCAAGCAGUACAGAUUCAAAAACCUCUUCAUCAAGGCCUCGCCCAUCCCUCGUCUCAGUUGGGCCAGUUCAGACGACGUUUGGAUCAAAAUGCUCAACAAGGAGCUGAAGUACGUUCAUGAUAAGAGUUACCUGCAGCGGCAUCCCAAACUGCAGCCCAAGAUGAGAGCCAUCCUGCUGGACUGGCUGCUGGAGGUGAGCGAGGUUUACAGCCUCCACCGGCAGACGGCCUACCUCGCUCAGGACUUCUUCGACCGCUUCAUGCUGACUCAGCAGAACGUCAACAAGGAUUACCUGCAGCUCAUCGGCAUCACCACGCUCUUCAUCGCCUCCAAGAUAGAGGAGAUUUAUCCUCCUAAAAUCUGUGAGUUCGCCUACGUGACGGACGGCGCCUGCGACAUGUGGGACAUCCAGUGCACCGAGCUGCACAUCCUGAAGGCGUUGGACUGGAAUCUGUGUCCAGAGACGCCGAUCUCCUGGUUGAAGCUUUACGUUCAGGUGGAGGCUCAGACGGACGGAGAGAACUUCCUGGUUCCACAGUUUCCUCAGGAAACCUACAUCCAGAUCACACAGCUGUUAGACGUGUGUAUGAUGGACAUCAACUCGUUGGACUACAGCUACAGCGUUCUCGCUGCAGCCGCCUUCUGCCACUUCUCCACCUUCGACGUCGUUCAUAAAGUCUCAGGUCUGACGUGGGAGAGCGUCGCUCCUUGUUUCCGGUGGAUGACUCCCUUCAUGGACACGCUGCGAUCUGAACCCAAACCUCAGCUCAAGAACUUCACCAAAGUCAAAGCCGACGACCGACACAACAUCCAGACACACGUGGCCUAUCUGGACCUGCUGAGAAAAGCUCACGAGCGUCGGAUCGACAGCCCCGACUGUCAGCUGUCGCCGGCCCCCGUGGGCGCCAUCCUGACUCCGCCCAACAGCACAGAGAAACCGGCCAAUCCCUGAGCAGCAGCAGCGGCGGCGGCGGCGGCGGCAGCAGCAGCAGAGCGGCGAGGCGCGCUACCUCUACACACCCGAAGUGACGGACGAACCUCUCGGAGCUCCGUCAGCUCCCGAACCGACGGCGCAGGAUUCUAGGAAACGCCACACUUCCUGUAGCAGAUGUUAUUGUUUUUAAACACUAAAUCUGAACUUUGAUUCCUUUCAGUCUAAAAAAAAAUGACAAAUAUGGAGAUUAUCAGGGAUCAAAGUUCUGUCAGGUAACCAGAUUGUUUUAACUAUUUUCUGUUUGUUUAACAGAUUUUAUUUUUUUUUGCCUAAAGUAGAGACUGGACUCUACUGAUGUGAAGUAGAGAAGAAACAGAAACAUUUCAUACCCGUCAGGUGUUAACUGGGAGUUUUACUGGUGCUUUUCUUAAAAAUUUGAAGCUCAAAAGGCUUUCAAAUGGUGCUUCAGUCAGAUUCUCAGGAACAUGGAAAUGAAGAAGAAUCAUUUUCUACAUUUUUAGUACAAACUCAUUCUGCUCUGAACUGAGGAACUUUAGUUUAGUUUUAUUAAUUUAAAACCCCUGAAUUGUGUGUAAAUGUGCGUAUUUACACUGGUUACGUUCCCCCCCACCCCCUCGAGAGGACCAAUGAUUUAUCUUCCACAGAUCGCGGCGGCGUUGUCGUGGUGAUAUGAGCCAUAAGAGUAAUCAGUCAGAACCUGCAGCUCAACGUUUGUGGCUCGAUAAUAUAAUUCUUAGUUUUAUUGUUACAUUCCUGAGAAACUUGACGUGUGUUUUGUAGGGAAACUGCCUACAAUUGUGUAAAGUUUGAUUUUUCAUUUAAGUGCUUGUAUUUAUUGAUAAGCCUUAGUAUGUACGUGUUCAUAUGUAUAAAAACAAAACAAAAGAAUCUUUCAGUGAUGAUUGAGCUCAGUUUGAUCACUGCCAAAGGCAAAAAGCUAUCUGUGAUUUUUUGCUGUGUGACACCUGUUUGAAUUACAGUUCCUUUAUUAAAUGUUGUACACUAGCUUGUCCUCUUCUUAGUGCCUUUUUUUUAAAUAAGCCAACAUGAACUGUACAGCUAUUUAAUUUAAGCUGGACGAGCCAAAAAGGCUGUUGAGAUGAAACAAACCUGUGACUGUAAAUCUGAAGUUUCCACAGCUGACGGAGACACUGCAGUGAACAAAAAGUGAACCAUGUAAAACUGUAUGUAGAUGCUGAAGAAUGUAUGUUUUUUUUGUAAAUAGAGCAAUUCAGAAAUGUGUAAUUUUCUUUUAUAUUGGAAUGUUUUAAAUAAACAAAGCAAAGUGA